Talaromyces rugulosus is the source of this 1416-nucleotide messenger RNA. RefSeq lists its product as uncharacterized. The record is from RefSeq and is a predicted model, not a curated record. Bases 1 to 1416 code for a protein of 471 amino acids. Lineage: Eukaryota; Fungi; Ascomycota; Eurotiomycetes; Eurotiales; Trichocomaceae. The transcript is spliced from 3 exons.
AUGGCUGUUACCUUAACAAAGAUCCCAUGCUCUUCUUCUACACCUGCACUCCCUGCACUCCCUGCACUCCCAAGAAAGAAUACCCCUUCUAAUGAUCAUUCCAAAGGAGCCAAUUCACUAUCUUCCCUUCACUCAAACUUGCUCCCCUACCCUUUCUCCCAGCCAGUAAUACACCACUCCCUUCCGCCACGUCCACCCGCCGUUUUUCCCUCCAGCACAACAAACAGGAACGAUGACCAUACCUCGUACCCGAACAAUUUUGACCGAGCAUUUGACGGUCUCGUUUCUGCCACGGGAGCGACAAAAGACCAGGAUGAUGGAGUCUCCUUGAUUUGUGUACCUGCCAAAGAAAACAGCGGUAGAACCUACUCUCAUGUAACCUUGCCUGAUCAACCCAGCCCAUGGCGAACGACGCCGAUAGCAGCAUCUAGGGAUCCCACGCCGUCAUACACUCGAGAACAAUCGUGGCCACGAGAUCAGCUUGAUCCAACACUGGAAUUCGGCAAGGCUGAGCCGCGUGCAGUGCAUGCUGACCGUAAUCUUGAUUCAGUCGACCCAGAAAUAGAGCCCUCUGGGCAGCCACUAUCUCCUGUUAAUCGAGAGCAUCCGCUGGUGACUCCGCCGGCCGCGAGUUCUAAUCCGUCUUGCUCCGUCUCGUUGCGGAUGUCAUCUACUCGGACGGACUUGACUCCGCCGGACUGUAGCCAAUCUCACUACCCAGAUCAUAUCGCCCGAGACGCGUAUGAAUCUUUAGCUGAAAAUCGAGUCGUCCACCACCAUCACUCCCAAGACCGUUUCGUCAAUGGUAAGGGCCAAGCAUUCUCGUCUCGCCUGUCGACGAUUGGAAGUGUAUACGACGAUAAUAAAAGCUCUACGGGUGAUGCUGAUUCCGCCAUUGCUCUGGAUAGUAUCUUCUCGCAUCUGUCAGAGGAACAAUCCUCUAGCAGCAUCAUCAGCGAGGAUCCUUCGCCUGAUAAUAGGGUAGACCCUGCUGUUAGAGACCUGUCCCUUUUCAGUAGAGAAGCGGUAGGCCAGUCGCGCGAGAACCUACAAGCUGGGUCGGAUAGGUAUUACAUGGGACGAAAUAGCCACACGCGUGCUAAGUCCCCGACUAUGGCGUCUGGAUCGGAGCAGCCCAGACUGUGUACUGAGGAUUCCGAGUCUGUCUUUGAUACAGAUGACGAUGCUCCAGGUUUUGGAACCCGAUGGGAGUACCGGCGUAUUAAGGCGCGUCGGCUCGAUUCUUCGGGUCGCAGGAUGGCAAGGGUUGAGUGGAAGGAUACCUGGGAACCAGAGGAUGAGCUGGAUGGAUUGAAGGAGGCGUUGCGGCGGUACGCACGGGAACGGCGAGCGAAGCGAGACUCAGAAGGAACAUGUCCGAAAUGCGGAGCAAAAAAACGCAAGUGUCCUGUGUAA